Molecule: messenger RNA, 473 nt
Organism: Pseudogymnoascus verrucosus
Lineage: Eukaryota; Fungi; Ascomycota; Leotiomycetes; Thelebolales; Thelebolaceae
Exons: 1
Coding region: 162-473 (103 amino acids)
Source: RefSeq, a predicted model, not a curated record
CAUCACUCCAUAAAGGGUCUUCAUCGUGAACCCCGAUAUUUCACUCCAAAAACACAUACAAAACCACCACGAGUUACCCACAAAUACCCCAAUACCCCGCAAAUCAACCCCGGAUUUCAACGUCGCGAGACGCAAUAACACACACACACCCAUCCGCGAAAAUGGUCGCCGAAACCCCCAAGCUGCCGAUGUUGCACGCGAAUAACAGGCAGGAGAUUGGAAUCAUGGUCGGCUUCAUCGCGGUGUUCAUCAUCGUUACAGCGCUUUUCUCCUUCCUCUGGAGCUCUAAGAAUAAGCGUCAUGAUACGUUUGAGGUGGAGCGCCAGAGGGGUCUGAAAGAGAAGGGAUGGGGAAUGCAGGGGUGGGAUAGGGAGGGGAGGGUGAAGAGGGAGGAGAAUGGGAUGGGUGGUGUGUUUGAACAUGCUGAGGAGGUGGAUCGGCCGGGACAACAACAGGAGGCGAAGCCUGAGUAA